Molecule: messenger RNA, 1575 nt
Organism: Cynocephalus volans (Philippine flying lemur)
Lineage: Eukaryota; Metazoa; Chordata; Mammalia; Dermoptera; Cynocephalidae
Gene: ARSG
Product: arylsulfatase G
Exons: 11
Coding region: 1-1575 (524 amino acids)
Molecular function (GO): arylsulfatase activity
Source: RefSeq, a predicted model, not a curated record
AUGGGCUGGCUUUUUCUAAAGGUUUUGUUAGUGGGAGUCAGUUUCUUAGGAUUUCUUUAUCCUCUUGUGGAUUUCAGCAUUAGUGGGAAGACAGACCAGAAACCAAAUUUCGUGAUCAUUUUGGCUGAUGACAUGGGGUGGGGUGACCUGGGAGCCAACUGGGCAGAAACAAAGGACACUGCCAACCUGGAUAAGAUGGCUUCAGAAGGAAUGAGGUUUGUGGACUUCCACUCGGCUGCCUCCACCUGCUCGCCCUCCCGAGCCUCCCUGCUCACUGGCCGCCUGGGCCUGCGCAAUGGAGUCACGCACAACUUUGCAGUCACCUCUGUGGGGGGCCUUCCGCUCAAUGAGACCACCUUGGCAGAGGUGCUGCAGCAGGCUGGCUACGUCACCGGGAUGAUAGGCAAGUGGCAUCUUGGGCACCACGGCUCUUACCACCCCAACUUUCGUGGUUUUGAUUACUACUUCGGAAUCCCAUAUAGCCAUGAUAUGGGCUGUACGGACACCCCGGGCUACAACCACCCUCCUUGUCCUGCAUGUCCGCAGGGUGAUGGACCAUCAAGGAACUCCGAGAGAGACUGUUACACUGACGUGGCCCUUCCUCUCUAUGAAAACCUCAACAUCGUGGAGCAGCCCGUGAACCUGAGCAGCCUUGCACAGAAGUAUGCUGAGAAAGCAACCCAGUUCAUCCAGCAUGCGAGUGCCAGCGGAAGACCCUUUCUGCUCUAUGUGGGCCUGGCACACAUGCACGUGCCCUUAUCUGUGACCCAGCUAUCAGCAGACCCACAGGGCCCAAGGCCUUACAAUGCAGGUCUCCGGGAGAUGGACAGUCUGGUGGGCCAGAUUAAAGACAAAGUUGACCACACAGCAAAAGAAAGCACAUUCCUCUGGUUUACAGGAGACAACGGCCCAUGGACUCAGAAGUGCGAGCUGGCGGGCAGUGUGGGUCCCUUCACUGGAUCGUGGCAAGUUCAUCAAGGGGGAAGUCCAGCCAAGCAGACCACCUGGGAAGGAGGGCACCGGGUCCCAGCACUGGCUUACUGGCCUGGCAGAGUCCCAGUCAAUGUCACCAGCACUGCCUUGCUAAGUGUGCUGGACAUUUUCCCCACCGUGGUUGCCCUGGCCCGGGCCAGCUUGCCCCAAAGCCGGCACUUUGAUGGUCGGGAUGCCUCUGAGGUACUCUUUGGCCGUUCGCAGACUGGGCACACGGUGCUGUUCCACCCCAACAGCGGGGCUGCUGGAGAAUAUGGAGCCCUGCAGACUGUCCGCCUGGAGCAUUACAAGGCCUUCUAUGUCACCGGUGGAGCCAGAGCCUGUGAUGGGAGCAUCGGGCCAGAGCAGCGCCAUGAGCCUCCCCUUAUUUUCAGUCUAGAAGACGAUCCUGCAGAACGUGUGCCUCUAGACAGGGGCGGUGCCCAGUACCAGACGGUGUUGCCCAAGGUCAGAAAGGCCCUCACAGAUGUCCUUCAAGACAUGGCCGAUGACAACAUCUCCAGAGCGGAUUACACUCAAGAUCCCUCCGUGGCUCCCUGCUGUAAUCCCUACCAAACUGCCUGCCGCUGCCACACCGCCUAA